UAAGCCGGGAAGGGACGAUGGAGAUCGGGAUCGGCAGGAUCGACUUGUGGACGAUCGAGGGCGCGCUUCAUCUUCACGAUUGGAACUGGUGGAGUGGACGGGCAAGCUUGAUAAUUUUUUCUUGUGUUUUUCUUUUUUCGACGCCAGUUUACGGGUGUCGGUGAAAUCCGAAUUUUUUCAAGCGUUCUUGAUCUUGUUCCGUUUUUUUUUUGUCGUUUCUUUUGACGGUAAUUUUUUUUUGGUUGCCGAAUCCAGUGGUAAUUCUCACGUAUACGUGUUGUCGUUAUACAUCGUGAUGUACGCUUUGCGCUUCUUGACCAUUUUUUUUGUUGUGUCGAGAGCUCAUAUCGGUGACAGGAUCAAUCGCAAGUUGGUGCAUUCUUGGUUGAAGGAAGAUCGAGGUUUUUGACUGUUUGCAGAUUGCGGGCCUUGUUUGAAGGAGGCUUGACGUUUUGUUUCUGAAGAUGGGUUUCGUGGAAAACCGGUUGUGUUUGAUUUGUUCUUCAGCAGAAACAGGAUGUUUGUGGUUUUGAUUUGGUGGUGGAUCGCGCUUGGUUGAUCCCAAAAGAGGGAGAACGUACCUGUCUGAUGAAGUUUUGAUGCGGAAUGCAGUUAGGCAGGGAGGGCGUUGCCCGAACAUGUGUGUGUUGGUGCUGCACAAGGAUCUUGUUUCAUCAUUCAAGAAGGAUUUGCCAGGAGCGUACCUCGAGGUUGGAGAGUAGAGCGUUGCUUUUAAAAUCGCAAUCCGCAUGUUUGGUGUAAGUCGCUUUUGUUUUGAUCUUGCAGUACAGCCGUUGGAAUCAUAGAUGACAUGGACGGUUCGUUUGAUUUUGUUUGAGGCGUUGGACUUCGAGGGGUUUUGAUCCGGCGGCCGGGUUUCCCCUUGGUUUUAUUUUCUUCGUUGUGUUUCAGCUAUUUUGGCAUAGUUCCGACGCACGAGUGGUUCUUCGAUGGUGCAAAGAACCAGGGAGGGUGUUCGUA
Messenger RNA from Ectocarpus sp. CCAP 1310/34, 981 nucleotides. NCBI's taxonomy places the organism in Eukaryota, Phaeophyceae, Ectocarpales, Ectocarpaceae. The record is from the annotation of a GenBank genome assembly.